This is a messenger RNA of Acanthaster planci (crown-of-thorns starfish), 1333 nucleotides long. RefSeq names its product reactive intermediate imine deaminase A homolog (gene rida). NCBI's taxonomy places the organism in Eukaryota, Metazoa, Echinodermata, Asteroidea, Valvatida, Acanthasteridae. Gene Ontology annotation, molecular function: deaminase activity. The record is from RefSeq and is a predicted model, not a curated record. Gene Ontology annotation, cellular component: cytosol; mitochondrion.
GGUGAUCAAUAAAGGUCACGUGGCGUGUGCUGAGUCCGCGAGCGAGUCGAGUGCAAGGCCAAGGGCGAAGCCAGCUGAAGAGAAAAACUGCAGCUAAAAUUCAUCAGUUUGAACGAAGAUGGCUGGACUUGUGAGGAGGAUCAUCAAUACGCCGAAAGCCCCUAAGGCGAUCGGUCCUUAUAACCAGGCUAUUGCUGUUGGUAACACUUUGUACCUGUCUGGCCAGAUAGGCAUUGACCCAACCACUUCCAAGUUACUAAACGGCAUAGAAGCACAGACAACACAGACACUGAAGAACAUUGGGGCUAUACUGGAAACACAGAACAUCGACUACAGUAAUGUUGUGAAGACGACAGUUUUGCUGGCUGAUAUUGCUGACUAUGGUGUGGUCAAUCAAAUAUACGAGAAGUUUUUCACAUCUAACUAUCCUGCGCGAGCUGCAUAUCAAGCUGCUGCUCUCCCUGCUGGAGCCUUGGUGGAGAUAGAGAGUAUCGCCAUUCUUGGAGAACUUGUCAAUGAAACAUUGCCCAAAGCGUAGUGUUGACCUAUGACCUGGGUCGCAGUAUUCACUGAGAGUUCAGCAGCUUAGCAAAUUGUUGGAACAUUAAAACGUGAUUUUAAUGGGAACAAUAUAGUAUGAUUUCAUUCCUUCUGAAAUCCCUAAAUAUAGACAUUUUGUGAUAAACAUGAUUUUUAUGAUAUUUUUCAUCUUAUUUUAGAUUUAAACUUUAAAAAAGACUUUAUUUGGUUAAGGCUUAGGUCACCCAUCCAUCGUUCCUGUCGGUACUUGUGCAAGCAGUCUGGAGACAGGAUUCUGAAUAAAAGUGGCCAAAUAUGGUUCAUUGCUACCCAUUGAAAAGUGACUUGCCAAAUGGAAUUGUGCUAAAUAUCAAAGUUUAUGUGGAGUGGUCAAGGGGGCUUAAUUUGUGGAAGAGUGGGAUUUGGAUUUGAUUUAGGGUGCCUAUUGUGUGAUAUACGAACUUUCUAUCUAGGAAAAAAGGACAGAUUGAUUGAUCUUCACUGUAAUUUUUGUUAGUGUUUAGUUUUUGUUUGGGGUUUUUAUUCCUUUUUGUUUCUUUGAAUAUUGCCACCUGUAAUGUAAAUGAUACCUGAAAUGAUGUGUUGGAGUAAGACUCUAUUCUCAUCUUGUUAUGAAGCACUUGAUCAUUAUGAUUCUUACUUUGAACAGAGAUCAAAUAUAUACCUCAUGCUGUAAGUACAGUUAAAGUAAUCAUUACUUUUACUGAAGUCCAGGUAACAGUGAAUGAUAUUGCUGUGACCCUUAUCAUUUUAGAAGUGUGAUUGCAAUAAAAGAAGUGUGAAUUCAAACCAA